Messenger RNA from Diaporthe amygdali, 1272 nucleotides. Its product is annotated as perilipin mpl1-like protein. The transcript is spliced from 4 exons. The record is from RefSeq and is a predicted model, not a curated record. NCBI's taxonomy places the organism in Eukaryota, Fungi, Ascomycota, Sordariomycetes, Diaporthales, Diaporthaceae. Bases 1 to 1272 code for a protein of 423 amino acids.
AUGAAGGAUGACGACGGGUUCCACGGCGUCGAGAUGGCGGGUGUCGGGCAAGAGGCAGGCGGGCAGGGAAAGGCCACUCAGAGCAGCCAAUUCCAACGAUGGUUUGGAUCUGGGGAAGCCAAUUGCUGGCGAAGGUUGUUCGUCGCCCGUAUCAGAGCUGCAGAUUUGAUGCAGGGCGAUGCCAUGCGAAGCCAUGCGAGCACAAGCAAGGUAGCUUACCACGGCCGUGAUUGGGCGUCCGUCGAACUUCGACCUCCUACACGGCACCGUACCGUUGGUGGAGGAGGCGAUCAAGCUCGAACGCAGGCCCAGCUUAAGCAGCCUGAGCCAGCUUCAGCCAGCUUGAGCCACCUUUCACAUGCUUUGGACAAGGGCUACGAAACAGGGUUCUGGGGCAAGGGGGGCCCUGCCCUGGCAGCUUCUUCUUUUUCAUGGCGCAACGGCAAGCCCCGCCAAAACGAUGAGGAUGUUGCAGAUGUAUGGAUGCUUCGACCGACGAACACUUUGGGAAAUAAUGCUGCAGGAGCAGAGAGCAUAGUAGACAAGUGCGAGGAGGAGGAGAGAAGCACAGGAGGUCUCUCCUCCACCCAAUUCGGUUCCGUCUCGUUCUGUCCCAUUCCAGCUGCCCUGCCCUGCCCUGCCCUGCCCGCCUUCUCCUUCCCUCCCUUCUCAGCCAUCCACGCCACCGUCGUCACGUCGGAUACCACGACAAUGUCGGCACCCCAGGUCAACGGUGAUGUGCCAAGGUCUUCAUUCCUGAAGCACUUGGUCGGUUAUCACAUUGUCCACGAUGGCAUCGAGACGUUCAAGUCCAACCCUUAUGGCGCUAAGUCUAUCAAGCUUGGCGACUCGGCCUACCAGACCUUUGCUGCUCCCAUCGUGCCCUACUUCAACGGCCCCUACCAAUAUGUCGAGCCGUACGUCAAGAAGGCAGACGACCUCGGCGACAAGGCGUUGACCAAGGUCGACGAGCGGUUCCCUGCCGUCAAGAAGCCCACAAACGAGCUGUACACCGACGCCAAGGGCAUCGUCCUGUUCCCAUACCACAAGGGCCUCGAGGGCCGCGACCACGUCUUUAGCCUCUACUCUAACGAGUAUAAGAAGGCCAACGGCGGCAGUGACACCGGCUUCGCUCUGAUCUCGACCGGCAAGGCCGCUAUCGCCACUGCUCUCGUUCUUACUGGCGAGACCGUCAGAUUUAUCGGAGACUUCCUCAGCACGAAGAAGGAGGAGGCCCACAACGCUGUGGACAACAAGGUCAACAACAAUUAG